Molecule: messenger RNA, 2438 nt
Organism: Cercospora beticola
Lineage: Eukaryota; Fungi; Ascomycota; Dothideomycetes; Mycosphaerellales; Mycosphaerellaceae
Product: bifunctional C97 family peptidase/thioredoxin family protein
Biological process (GO): protein modification by small protein removal
Molecular function (GO): peptidase activity
Source: RefSeq, a predicted model, not a curated record
AAUUUUCAAAACUGAAUGUUGACGUGGCUCAAAGCGUCAGAAUACAUGUAAGGGUACUGCCUUGAAGGUGACUGCAGGUUUUGCACAUUAAGGAUUGUCCACGAGCGGCGAUGCACCCAUGAAAUUCCUGUGUCAAUCGUAACUUCGUGCUUCGAAGGUUCCAUUGGUUCUCAUCUAUUCCGAUGUCGCUUCAGGAUGGCGUGGAUGCAUGCAGUUAUUGUGAGGGAGAGAAAAGCCACAGUGGUCAGUCUUGUGGACUACAGUGAGGAACACCAGAAGGUUCGCCACCGAAAGUCGUCAGCGACGAUGCCUACGACAUUCUUGCCGUGUUUGAUCAGCAAUGUAAACGCUCCUUUCUCACCGCAACCACGCGCGGCCGCAUUUUUCCUCGCCAUCGACACAACCUAACAAGCGGAACUGAUAACCCAAAACACACCUGCAGCUCGUCCGCUGAUCACAGCCCGCACAAGCACAAGAUGGACGUCGAGCUCUAUGUGUACGAUCUCACACGGGGCAUGGCAAAGGCUCUUUCAAGACAAUUUCUUGGCAUACAGAUCGACGCUGUGUAUCACACUGCUCUUGUGUUUGAUCGCAUCGAGUAUUUCUUCGGCCAAGGAGUCCAGACAUGUUACCCUGGCACAACACAUCAUGGCCAGCCCAUGGAGAUUGUGCCUUUGGGCAAGACCGAGCUGCCGCUUGAGACGAUUCUGUACUAUUUGGAGAGUCUGAAGGAGAUUUAUACUGCAGAAAGUUACGAUCUCUUUGCCCACAAUUGCAACAACUUUACGAAUGAUUUCGCCAUGUUUCUGGUCGGGCGCGGCAUCCCUGAACACAUAACAAGCCUUCCCAAAAAGGUGCUCGAAACACCAUUUGGUCAAAUGCUGAAACCACAGAUUGAUGCCAGUAUGAGGUCCAUCACACAGGCUCCAGUGCCACCACAGAACAGGCCACCGGCAACCAACGGACAUAGUGUCCAAUCAACACCAAAAGCACCUAACACUCGGGCAUCACCUGUCAAAGACAGUGCAGUGCCCGCAGACAAUGUUCGAUAUGGGCAAGUGAUCAGCUUGACAGACAAGAAUGCUCUCGACACACACUUGGCAGGCGCCGCGGACUCUUGCAUCACUAUCUUCUUCACAUCGUCGACGUGUGCUCCGUGUCGACUCGCGUAUCCUACAUUUGACAUUCUUGCCGAAGAGUAUCCGCAAGCACUGUUUAUCAAGAUCGACAUCAACUUUGCCCGUGAGCUCGCAGAACGAUACUCAAUACGAGCAACACCGACAUUCAUGACAUUUGGAAAGGGCGGCGUCAAACAGGAGGAGUGGACAGGGGCUGAUCCGAGCCUUCUGAAGGCGAAUGUCGAAGCUCUGAUUCAAAAGACCUUUCCUCCACAUCCGCACCUGACGCUCAGUGUGCCUACCCUGCAGUAUGGCUCGCUGAAACCAUAUGUCUUCAGCAAAGUGCCACCUCUUGACAAGUUGAUGGGUAAACUGGGCUCUGCAGCCAGCCAUCGGGACAUUGUGUCCCUUCGUACAUUUGUGGAGCAAAGAAAUGAGCUACCACAAAAUGCGGCAGUUCCUGAUUUGCACAGUGUGUCGCAGACGUUCGCUACGGAAGUCCUCGCGCUGCCGUUGGAGGUGCGUUUUGCAGCUGUGGACCUUCUCCGCUGUGCGAUGAUCGAUAGUCGAGUCAGCGGCUACUUCGCCGAGGAGAAUCAGCACCGGACAGUCACGACAUUGGUGCAACACAUCAAUCGGCUCGAGGGUUGCCCGCACAAUCUUCGACUAGUCACCAUUCACCUAGCCUGCAACACGUUCUCGUCUCCGUUGUUCGUCAAAGAGCUGAUGAUCAGCGGAGAUACGACCAUAUCUGACUUGAUACAGCUCAUCUCAUCAUCGUUACUGGACGCGUCGCAUCCGACGACGAGAGUAGCUGCAGGGAGUCUAGCCUUCAAUCUCGCCGUGUCAAAUUAUCGGAUCAGGAGGGAGCAGCAAGAAGAGGCUCUGGCAGGCGGCGAGCAAGUCGAAUUGGCUGCAUCAAUACUGGAGACACUCGUCGAUGAGAAAAGCGAUGACGCGUCCAAGGUGUUGUUGCUCGCUCUGGGAUAUUUGGUCUAUUGCGCGCCAGAAGACGGCGACUUGGCAGACUUGUGCAAGGCGAUGGGAGCGAAGAAAACAGUAAGAAGUGUAAAAUCGCACGAGAAGCUUGCGCAGGAGGUAGCCAGUUUGAUCUGGUAGGAAUAGAAAUAGAUUAAAGAGGGGAUAGAUGUACACACAGUCUACUGCCAGAAAGCGAACUGGAAACCAUGGCCAAAAAUGCGUACCUCUCCCAUCCUUCGCCACUCAUAUGUCUGUUUUCUGAAGCAUGCUCAAGGCACUAUGUCUCGUGUAGCGAGUUAGGCGCGUCACGGGGCUGCGACGAGAGCAACAUUUGUCGUU